AAUUGAAUCCCAUGGUUUUAGCAGAUGCCUUCUUUUGUCUUCCCAGUCGACUUCUCUGUGGCUGUUAUUUAGAGCUUGUCGUUGCAUUGGAGGUGCGAAGCAUUUAUACGAGGUUUCAUGUAUUGAGUCUCCGUUUAGACCUUUGACAGGAAGACGCAGGCUGAGAAGUGCAGUAGAAAAACGUACGAGUGUGGAAUGGUUGGAUUGAAGAAGCUCGAAAUGCCUACGAAGUUACUCGACGCGUCUGCUGAUGACAAGAAGCUGGAUUUGCAGAAGCAAAUCGGGUGCAUCUCCGGGAUCUUUCGGAUGUUCGACCGCCGCCAUCUCCUCGCCGGGAGGAGCCUCAGUGAUCGCAGCCAUAGGAAGCUUCCUUCAGGUCAUGCUCUUCUAAACACUGGAAGACGAGAGCAAACUCCAUGCUUCUCACAGAUUCUGCAGGAGAAACACCUGAGCAAGAGCUUGAAUGAAAACCAGACAGUCUCUUUGGAAUCCUCAAGAGCUUCGUUUUCCUCAUCCAGCUCAUCAUUCUCUUCUUUGGAAUACAGCAAAUUAUCUCACCAAGAGGCCUUCUCCUUCGACAAAGCAUUCUUUACCGAGAGAUCCCCAAGGAGUUCACCCAAGCAGAAGAAUUCAGACCAUGUUGCCAAAUCUAUCGGCUUCGACCUCCGAAGUGACAUCUCAGUUGCUAAGUCUGGUGCACAAUCGUUUGUUUUCCACAAUGCUGCCGAAGACCCCACGCAAAAGGACACUCGGGGCUUCGUUAUCGAGACUUCAUCCACUGAGGAGGUCAAGAACCAUUCAGUGAAGCAAGCGGACUCCCCUAUGCCUCUGCUGUUCUCCAAAACAAGGAUGCCGAAUGAUCUCAACGAAGCAAUCAGACUUCUGGUGGAGCUCAAGGAAGCACCUUGGAAAUUUCGCGAUCAUGGGGCAAGAGAUGCCUCGUUGUACCAAGCAUCGCAGAGAACUCCUCGUCUCUCAUGUGAUGAGAGAGAGUUCUCGCGGCCGUCCAUGGAUUCCCGAGAUACCGGCAAGUCUGCUACCAAACUCCGAGAGCUUCCAAGGCUGUCACUGGACAGCAGGCAAGGUUCCCAAAUGGCUUCUAAAUUUGUCUCAAGAACAAGCUCCGCUUUGGAGUCUUUUGAUAAAGCUAAUACCAGUCCCAGGAUCAACAGGGCCUCCAAUCUACUCCAAGAUCCUCCCAGCAAUCAAAAGCGAUUCCCCACUGUCGUUGCAAAGCUCAUGGGCUUGGUGGAUGAAGCUCCAGACUUGAGCUCAGCAGAUCAAGCAAUCACCAGAAAAAGCUGUUCUUCUUUGCAUGAACCAAGAGACCGUAACUCUACGACAAGAUCAAAAGGAGCUCGGGAUGCAAAGGGUGAUCCUGUUCAAAGCAUAGAUUCCAUUGUAACAAAGCCAAAAGGUCACCAUUCAUCGCUCAGGCACAAUUCAAGGAUCAUGACCGAAGCAGCCCCUUGGAAGCAGCGGGAUAGAGGCCACUCUCCACACAAAUCAAGAACUGGGUACCAAGAAGCUCAGAUGAAGCAACGAACGGAGGCCAUCAUUAAAGAAGUAGAGGAGAGACUCAAAGGGGAUCAGUUCCAGAAGCAGCAAAAGGACCUCAAAGCUCUCAAACAAAUGGUAGACGCUAUGCGCGCAAGCAGGCUGGCGCAGACCACAAGAGACAAAGAUCACCCUCACAAGGGAAGCAAUCAGAACUUGGGGUCGCCGAAGAUCUCCAAACGACCAGCAAAAGCAGGUGGUAGUCCAAAAGCUUUCGAUCCUCCAAUUGUGAUUAUGAAGCCUGCGAAAAAUGUCGACAUUUCAGAUGCUUCAGGUCACCCAGUGAUUCUGCUGGAAUCUCUAUCGACUCUUCCCAAGCUGCAUACAAGUAAUCCGGGCAAUAGAAAGACAGGUUCUGCAAACAUGACAGCCGACAGAGAUCACAGUCCUAGAGUCAGAAACAUUCAAGGAAUUCUCCCGACAGAUAAGCAAUUCAUUGGAAGGACUGCCGAAAACAAUAGUUCACCGAGAUUUCGUUCAAACUCAGCGGGAGAAAGCAGUGGGAUCUCAACAAAAACUUCGACUGUCCUGAGCCCAAGACUACAGCAGAGGAAAAGAGAAGCAGAGAAGUCAUCUCCAGCCACUCCAGACUCGAUGAACAAGGCUCAAAUUCAUUGUAACAAUAGGAAUCCUAUCGAAUCUGUUUCUCCAAGAGGCAAACUCAGGUCAAAACAAUCUCAAGCACGAGAAAAGAAAGACCAGGAUGAUGAGAUUACCUGCGAGAAGAGGGUUUUGAGUUGUGUGGAUGAUGAAAUUUCUCCAGGAUCUUACAAAAAUAGGAGCUUGGCAUUACAGUCAACUGUUCUGCAGCGACGCAACCAGAGCUCAUCGAGCAGGGCCUCCAUCUUAAACCAGAAGAAUUCUGCACUAAAUAUGAAUCAACGCAUACCAGAGAAGGAGCUUGCAAGUAUUGCCUUUGAACAGCCGAGUCCUGUGUCAGUCCUUGAUGCUUCAUGCUACCAGGGUGAAUUUUCUCCUUCCCCUGUGAAGAGAUCCUCAAACUCGGUGAAAGAUGAUGCACCUUGCACUUCAGGCCAGGGAUGCUACCGCCGCAGUGGCUUGUCUGAUGGCCAACCACUCAAAUGGAGUGAUGAAACCAACCCCAAGAAGCUUGAAGGUGUGGAGAACUUUGUGCAACUCAAGGUGCUGAACUCAACUGGUGAAGAACCUCGAACCGGAGACUCGAUUACCUCGAAGUGCAACCUGGACAACCCAGAUCACGGAUAUGUCUUAGAGAUCCUACUGGCAACAGGCUUUCUGAGCAGACAGCAAGCAGUUCCAUUUCAGCUCCACUCCUCAGGCCAUGCCAUCAACCCUGACUUGUAUGGUGUUCUUGAGCAACCAAAGCAUGGCUGGUUCUCAGAACUGGAACCUAUAUAUCGGAAGGCUGAUACAGAGAAGAAGAACAGGAGGAAGCUUGUUUUUGAUGUGGUAAACGAGAUCCUAUCUCGUCAGAUGGAAUCCUAUGACUAUAGGAAUCGCCCUGACCUUCUUUUGCUUCAGACCGGAAGGAAACUAAAUGGGCAGCAAUUACUGGAAGAAGUGUGCUCUGAGAUAACCAGACUUGAAGCCGAAAACACAAGGUCUACCAGCUCGGGGGAUGAUGUCGAUUUCAUGUUCGGAGAGGAGGUUCUUGAUCGAUCCGAAGGAUGGGUAGACUACGGAAUGGAGCAAUCGAAGGUGGCUCUACAGAUGGAAAGGUUGAUCUUCAAGGAUUUGAUCAAUGAAAUCGUGAGUGAUGCCACUGAAGCUGGUCUGCAGCACAAGCCCAGCAAGCUGCGCAGGCAGCCAUUUGCCAAGCGUAUGAAUUAGUUCGAACACUUGGCUUGAUCCUUUGUUAUUGUAAAUAUAUAUAUAUAUACACAUGCAAGUAAUUAGAGAGAAGCAUUACUUGGCGGACUUA
Musa acuminata AAA Group (dessert banana) is the source of this 3460-nucleotide messenger RNA. Its product is annotated as protein LONGIFOLIA 1-like. The coding region runs from base 196 to 3369 and encodes 1057 amino acids. The transcript is spliced from 5 exons. Gene Ontology annotation, biological process: regulation of monopolar cell growth. NCBI's taxonomy places the organism in Eukaryota, Viridiplantae, Streptophyta, Magnoliopsida, Zingiberales, Musaceae. The record is from RefSeq and is a predicted model, not a curated record.